AAUAAAAUGUCAAAAGUGUCAUGAAACUCUUGGAAGAAUGAUUAAAAUUUGUUUGUAGAUGGCAAAAGCUUUUUGAGAAAAGUUAAGCUUAAAGAGCAUCUAAGGCUCAAAAAAAGUGAAUUACUCAAAACAUUUUAUGUAUAAUAUAUUGUAAAUUAGCCUUUAAUAUAAUCAGAAAUGUAUAAUGGUAUAGGUCUCGCGACCCCCAGGGGUUCAGGAACGAAUGGACACGUACAGCGAAAUUGGGCCUUAGUUAGACCUAAAGAUAGAGAUAAAACAUACAAAAAUGAGCAAGAACUAGCUACCUUAGAUACUGCUUCAAAUAAACAACCUAACAAGGAGAUUCUGGACCAUGAAAGAAAAAGAAAAAUCGAGUUGAAGUGUGCUGAAUUUGGAGAAUUGCUUGAAGAGCAAGGAUUUGGUGAAGAAACUAUAGCAAACAAGGUGAACAACUACAGGAAUAUGUUGAUGGGACAAGGAGCCAAAUUGGAAAAACCAGUUGAUGAAUGGGGAAGGCCAAGUGUUACAGAAACCCACCAAGUCGCCGAAGCGCAACAGGAAAAGAACGCCCGCUUACGAGAAGCUUUCGGAAUCUCCGAAUACUUCGUAGACGGCAGCAGUUUCGACCCUGACCGCCAGGCGAAGGAAAAGAUAGCGAAAAGCGUCGCCAUACAAGAGAAAGAGAGACAAAAGGCGUUGGACCGCGAAAAACAGAGAGACGCAGACAGAACGCAGGCGCAGAGAUACCAGUUAGUGCACACGCCUACUCCGGAAAGGGAAGAAGAUAACGAUGAUGACGAAGAGAAAGACAAAGAAAAAGAAAAGAGUGUGAAAAAGAAGAAGAAAAAGUCGAGAGAAAGUCCGCCCAGCGAAGACACAAAAAAGAAAAAGAAGAGAAAAAGCAAAAAGAAAGAAAGAUCUGGUAAAUCGAAAGAGAAGAAAAAGAAAAAGAAAUCCAAGCAAGAUGAUUCGUCUGCUGAGUCGGCAUCCGAAGACGACACAGACGACGAUUCUAGUAGCGAAGAUGACAGAAAAAAGAAGAAGAGCAGAAAAAAGGAGGACAUAGCCCCCACGCCAAGUGAGGGUACUAUCCGAUUUUACUCGCCUGACGUGAAACGAUCUAAAAAAGAAUCCAGACAUGACAGAUCUCACAGUAGAAAUCGGAAAACAGAGCCCACUGAGAGAUACUCAAACACGAAACGAGAUAAGUCACUAUCUCCUAAAUCCUCGAAAAAAUCAAAAUCUAGAAGACAAUCUCCAGAUGCAGAAAAAUCAAACAAGCACGAAGAAACAUCGCGAAAGUCGAGAUCAACAGAAAAAAGAAGAAGGUCUAGAUCUGCGGAAAAAAGAAGACGAUCCAGAUCUUUGUCGAGAUCGAUAGAGAGACGUCCUUCACCUGUGGUAUCAAAGAAAAAAUCUAGAUCUGUAGAAAGGAGAAGGAAGUCGAGAUCAAAGUCUUACGAAUCUAAAAGGAAAUCCAAACGAUCUAGAUCGAGAUCCUACGACUCUAAGCACAAGUCCAAACGAUCCAGAUCUAGGUCUAAACGCAUCGAGAGGUCUAGAAGUAGGUCUACUUCUGUUACUAGAACACGAAAAUCCAGAUCAGAUUCUACAGAUAAAUACCGUAAACGAAAAUCUAGUGUUGAAUCUGUAGACAAACGAAAAAGAAAGGACAGGUCCGAAUCCGCAGAGAUUAGUAGAAAAAGAAAUUAUUCUGUAGAAAAAGACAAGAAAACAAGGCACAGGUCUAAAGAUAGAAAAGAUGCGAAUAGAUCAGACUCCGAAGAUGACGAUUUAGCAAAGAAACGAAUGCAAAGAUAUGAAAAAGAAUAUGAAGAGCUAUCUAAAAAAUUGAAAUCAGAAUCAUUAGAUUUUAAAGAGAAACUAAAAAGGGAUAAGAUAGUCUCUAAAGAUUUAGAAAGAAGACGAGACAGAUCGGUUUCUAAAGAAAAACGCAUUAAAUCUGAUUCAAGAGAAAUGAGAAAGGAGAGAUCACACUCUAAAGAUAGAAGAAAAGGUAGAUCAGACUCAAAGGAAAUUAGAAAGGACGGAUCAGCAUCUAAAGACAAUAAAAGACGAAAUAAAUCUGUAUCUGUGGAAAGUUACUCAAAAAAAUCUCGAUCCAAAACUCGUAGAUCACCUUCCGAGGAAAAGAUAGAAAAAACGUCAAGAAAAUCUAGGAGAUCUACGUCUGAUCCGCGAAGUAGCAGAUCACGCUCAAUAGAACCCAAGAAAUUAAAAAAGACUGACAAAUACGGCAAGAGAAGUUCGUCCAGUUCGAGAAGCAGAUCGCCCAAGGUUAGUAGAAGUAGAAAAAGUCCUAGUCCGAAAAAACGUAGCCCGUCGCCUAAAUAUAGACAUUCCCCAAAAAUAUCUAAAGACUACAAAAACGAAAUACGACUGAAACAACAGAUACUAGCUUUAUUAAAUCCAGAUAGAGCCAAAGAAUUUAAAAAUGAGGAACCUAAAAAAGUUUUGAACGAUGACAGACCCGCAUAUUCUAAAUCAGAUAAACAGAAGUCUAGAAGUCGUACAAGAGAAAGAAGCGAAGAAAAGAAACCAAAACGUAAUGAACCUCCUAAAAAGAGAUCUCCAUCUCCGAAAAAUACCUUUAAGCAGUCUUCUACUCCGGAAAUGGUGAAGGAAAAACCCAAGAAAAAACCCGUCGACAAGAAAUCUAAAAAACCGCAACCGGUCGUACGACUAAGAGCCUCUUCAAGCGAAGGCGAUCCCUCCAAUAGCGAACCAGAAAAAGAAGAAGAGGUGGACGAUAAAGAAAUACGAAUUCUGCGAUUAUUGAAAUCCGAUUUAGCAGCUAAGGCUAAGGAGAGCCUGGAGAGGAAAAAAGAAAAACCGCCGAGUCCCAAACCGAUCGUUAAGAGGCACAUAGAACCAGACUUCUUCGAUAUUAAAGUGUUGCCAUUGAGGAACGGUAAUAAAGAAAGUUCCCCUCCGAUAAACAAAGACGAAUUUGAUAUUAAAAGAACGCGAGUCGAAAGCAAAUCUAGGUCGAGAAGUAAGAGUUCGUUGUCUAGGGAAAGGAAGACCAAGUCCAAAUCGAGGUCUAGAAGUUCUUCGAGGUCGACAAGAAGUUCCAAAGGUAGAAGGAGCAGAUCGUCGUCUUCAGAAUCGAGUAAAUCACGUUCAAGAUCGAGGUCUUAUUCUAGGUCGAGAAGUAGGUCUAGUUCGUCCAGCGUAUCAUCAUCUAGUUCUGCUACUACAAGGUCUAGAUCUCCUUCUAUUCCUAGGAGACAUGGAUCUCCUAGUUUUUUAGAUAGAAGGAGGAUAACAAGUGCAAGAAAACGACCUAUACCAUAUACAAGAGCCUCGCCAACAUCUCCAUCAUCGGUAAGCAGCUGUAGCAGUAGGAGUCCCUUCGAUAGACUAAGAUCGACCAGUAGAUCUCUCAGCAGAAGAUCAUCCAGAUCGAAAACAAGAUCGGUAUCGCCUGAGGUAAGGGCUUCGAAAUCGCCCUAGCAGUUAAUAGAACAUUUUGAAGGGGUCGUUAAGGAAGUGCAAUAAUUUAUUUUUCUGAUACUCGUAUGAUAUUCAAAAGGGUGCAUUUUUGGGGAUGAACAAUAUUCAUUUUUAUAGAAAAUCGUAAUUUAUCUACAAUACAAAAAUAAAGGGGAAAAAUAGAGAAUGUGACACAGAAAACGUCCAGACCUUGUGUCAGAUCGGUAGUUCUGAUUUUUUUACUGAGAUGUUUUUGAUGUUGAUUCAAUGAAUUAACCAAAUUUUCGGUCAUGAGCGCCGGACGCAACUUUGUCAAAAAUAAAAACUCAAUUUUCUGCCUUCCUUCAGUUUUUGGCGAUUUUAACCCAGAAUUACUAGUUUUCGAUCGUAACUACCCUGCACGCCUUCAAAGUAGUUUAAAUUUGCUGCAAUUUAAGCCCAGAACCGUCGCUGUAG
Psylliodes chrysocephalus is the source of this 3912-nucleotide messenger RNA. NCBI's taxonomy places the organism in Eukaryota, Metazoa, Arthropoda, Insecta, Coleoptera, Chrysomelidae. The record is from the annotation of a GenBank genome assembly.